AUGGAGCCAGCGGGCGCGUACGGAGCCGGGAGGGCCGGGAGCGUCUCCUUCGACCCGGUCGCGUUCUUCACCCAUCCCCGGACCAUCCUCAGACUGAUGUCGUGGGUUUUCUCCGUGGUGGUGUUCAGCUGCAUCGUGAACGAGGGCUACAUCAACAUCGGCAGCGAGCGGCUGCUCUGCGUCUUCAACAACAACGCCGACGCCUGCAACUAUGGCAUCACUGUGGGCGUGGCCUGUUUCCUGGGCAGUAUCUGUUUCCUGAUCCUGGACGUUUACUUUCCCUCCAUCAGCAACAUCCGGGACAGAAGACGCGCCGUCCUGCUGGACCUCGUCUUCUCCGGCCUCGCCAGCUUCCUGUGGUUCGUUGGCUUCUGUUUUCUGGCCAAUCAGUGGCAGGCGACCUCUCCAGAAGAGCUGCCAUUGGCCCAGGGCUCCGAUGCCGCCAGAGCCACCAUCACUUUCUGCUUCUUCUCCAUCCUCUCCUGGACCGUGCUGACGCUGAGCGCACUGCGACGCUUCCUGACCGGCAGCAAAACAAACUUGUUCACAUGGCAACAUCUGGAGGCCGCCCCGGGCAACGCUCGCGCUACACCGUAUCCCAUCGCCAACGGUGCCACCAUAGUGACCACCAACCCCUAUCAGGCCCCGCCCUUCACCGAGACCCUGGACCCGCAGAAACUCACACAGCAGAGACCGAUGGCCCCCGCCUUCUAG
Pleuronectes platessa (European plaice) is the source of this 714-nucleotide messenger RNA. RefSeq names its product synaptogyrin-3-like. Gene Ontology annotation, cellular component: synaptic vesicle membrane; neuromuscular junction. Bases 1 to 714 code for a protein of 237 amino acids. NCBI's taxonomy places the organism in Eukaryota, Metazoa, Chordata, Actinopteri, Pleuronectiformes, Pleuronectidae. The transcript is spliced from 4 exons. The record is from RefSeq and is a predicted model, not a curated record.